UAACUGGUUCUUAACAUUGGCUCUUAAGGCUUUUAACUUCUAUUUGUAACUUUUUAGUCUUUCUGCCUUAUUAAUGGAAUCCCAUACUUUGAAUAAUUUUUUCAAGUGAUUUUCGUGACUUUUCUCUGUUACAGUCAUGUGGUCUCCACAUGGUCAUGGAUUCACCUUUAUUUUUUCUUGUCAGAUUACACUGACUCGCUUAGACACCAUAGCAGCGAAGAGCAAUGGUUAUCCUCUGUUUUCUUCACUUUAGGAGAAAUGUUCCAGUGUCUCUCUCAUAAACAUUAUGCACAUUUGCCUGUUUUUAUUAUUGUUAGGAGCAUUUGUUCUAUUCCUGUCCUAUUUUCAUAAAUACUUCAAUCAGAAUGUACGGAAGGGGUGGGAGAGAUGGCGCCUUUCUAAGGUCGUUCCUUUGUUCUUCAGCGCACUGUUCUUCAUGUCCAGCCGUCUUGUUGGGCGCCUCAAAGGGAGCCCAGAGCCUUUCAGGCACCUGUGGCCCAUGCACGCAUGUACACACACACACACACACACACACACACACACACCCCAUAUGUGUUCGAUUUUGCUGUGUGUCUCUUGAGUGUAUAUGAAGCAGCUGAUAACAGUUCUUUUGUACAAACAUUAAAACAUUCCUAGCUUCUUUUAAUGAAACUGAAUUCCGUUUAGUAAUGCUUUACUUUUUUUAGCAGGAGGUUUUUGUUUUUUUUGGGUUUUUUUGUUUUGUUUUUUUUUUUUUUUUUUUUUUUUUGUCUUGUUUUUUUCUGGAGCUGAGGACCGAACCCUGAGCCUUGCGCUUGCUAGGCAAGAGCUCUACCACUGAGCUAAAUCUCAACCCCAAUGCUUUACUUUUUUAACUGAAAUGUCCAGGUACGAUUUGCGUGGCUUUUCUUUCUACAAAAGCCUUUUUCAUUUUUGAUAUUAACAUUAUAUUUCAUUUGAAGCUUUUGAAUGUUUUCCAUUUUCUAAAGUCUGCAACAAUUUUAAAGCAGUAUUGAAAUCAUCAGCCCUUACUGGGUGUCGUAGAGUCAGUCGCCUGAAAAACUUUGUGACCCGGUUUGUUUUGUUUCCGUUGGUUUGGUGGGUGGCUCUUCCUCUAUUUACUAAGUCAGUAUUUGUGGGCCUGAGAGGAGGCUUAACAGCUAAGAGCAUUAUUUCCUCUUCCCGAGGACUCAGGUUCGAUGCCUGGCACCCAUCUGGCAGUGUACAACUGUUAGGUCCAGGGGAUCCGGCACACUCACACAAACACGCAGGCAGAACAUAAUUGCACAUAGAAUAAAAAUAAAUAAAUCAGUUUUAAAAUUUAAUAAAUUAAUUAAAUAAUCAAUAUUCAGACUAUCCCUGAUUACUUUCAUAAGUCACAUUUAUUUACAAUAAAUUUUUUAUUUUAUCCAUGUUUUAUUUAAUGUAUUGAAUUUUAUAAAACAGUUUUUACUAUUUCAAACUUUCUCUAUUUCUGUGGUUUCCCCUAUUUUUUACUUUUGUAAUUGUGCUUUUCCCUUUUUUCCUCUUUGUUACUGGCCAGUAGCUUAGUGAACUGAUUUUUUAAAGUUAUUUUUCACCUACAUUUAUGCUCCACUGGUGUGUGCGGUGCCCUUGGAGAUCAGGAGGUGGUGUCAGAUCUGGAGUGACAGAUGCGUCUGAGCCUCCAUGUCGGUGCUGGGAUUCAAGCCUGAGACCUGCGAAAGCUUCCAGUCCACUUCACCGCUGAGCCAUCUUUCUCAACCCCUGAUUUUUUUUCUCCCCAGCAGAAGAACUAAUACUAGUUUAUUUAUUCUAGUUCUAGCUUUGCUCUCUAUAAUUUUUCUUUCAUCUUAUAAGGUUUUUCUUCUUUGAUUAACUAAAUUAAAGUUGUUUUCCUACCUUUUUAAACUACUUAGUAACUUCUAUUUUUUUCCUCAUUAAGAAAAAGUCAAAAGUGAGUUUUCUUCUGAUCCUUGAACUUCACUGCACAGCUUCUGAGCUGGGCUUUCAUUACAUGGUUUUCUAGGAGCUGCAACCUCCAUUUGUAGUACACCUCUAGCCCAUACUUCUCCAAUUAUUUAUUUAUUUUUAUUCACUUUGCCCAAUCAUAGCCUUCCUCCUUCUUCUCCUCCCAGUCCUGCCCUUAAAAAUUCCUCCCAUUAGUACCACCCCACGCUGGGACAUCUAGUCACUGCAAUAGUAGGCACAUCCUCUCUUGUUGAGGCCCAACCAGGCAGUCCAGGUAGGGAAAGGGGAUCCAAUGGCAGGCAAGAGAAUCAGAGAUAGUCCCCACUCCAAUUGUUAGGGAACCCACAUGAAAAUGAAACUGCACAUCGGCUACAAAUGUGCAGGGGCCUAGGUCUAGCCCCUGAAUGCUCUCUGGUUGGUGGUUCAGUCUCUGUUGGCCCCACUGGGCCCAGUUGACUCUGUAGGUCUUCUUGACUCCUCUGGCUCUCUACCCCUUACUCUUCUACAGGACUCCCCAAGCUCUGUGUGAUGUUUGGCUGUUCAUCUCUCAUCUGUUUCCUCCACUCCUGGAUGGAGUCUCUCAGACAGUUAUGCUAGGCUCCUGUCUGCAAGCAUAGCAAAAGUAUGAUCAGUAGUGUCAUGGGCUGGCUCGCUCACAUGGGAUGGGUCUCAGUUGGGACAGUCACUGGUUCACUGUCCCCUCAGUCUGCUCCAUCUUUGUCCCUGUGCAUCCUACAGGCAGGACACAUUUUGGGUUGAAGGUUUUGUGGGUGGGCUGAUGUCCCCUCCUUCCACUGGAAGUCCUGCCUGGCUAUCAGAGGUGACCACUCCCGUCUCUAUAUCCCGUUCUAAUAGGAAUCUCAACUAGCGAGUCCCGAAGAGACUCCAUACCUUCCUCGCUAGUCCAUAUUGUUAAAGAGACUUUAAAUUUUUUAUUAAUGUUUUUAUGUCUUAAAUUUUAAGAUAAGUUCUGUUUUCUCAUUUUGUUAUAAAUUUCUAGUUUCAGUAAGUUGUUAAUCAGAGAGUGUAGGAAGUCUCUUUUGUUGUUGUUUUGAAGUUUUAAGAAUCAAUCCUCUGGGGUUGGGGAUUUAGCUCAGUGGUAGAGCGCUUACCUAGGAAGCGCAAGGCCCUGGGUUCGGUCCCCAGCUCCGGAAAAAAAAAGAAAAGGAAAAAAAAAAAAGAAUCAAUCCUCUGGUUUGGUUUGGUUUGGUGGGUUUUUGUUUGGUAGGAUGGUUGGGUUUUGGUUUUUUGAGACAGGGCUUUCUCUGUCUGUCCUAGAAAUGACUUUGUAGGGCUGGAGAGAUGGCUCAGCGGUUAAGAGCACCCGACUGCUCUUCCAGAGGUCAUGAGUUCAAUUCCCAGCAACCACAUGGUGGCUCACAACCAUCUGUAAAGAGAUCCGAUGCCCUCUUCUGGUGUAUCUGAAGACAGCUACAGUGUACUUAUAUAUAAUAAAUAAAUAAAUCUUUAAAAAAAGAAAUGACUUUGUAGACGGGACUGGCCUUAAACUCACAGACACACCUGACUCUCCCCCCACACACCCCCACCAGCGCUAGGAUCACAGGUGUGCGCCAUCACAGUCCCGCUGUGUUUAUCUUAUAUCCAAUAAUUUCUGCUUUCUAAAUGUUAUGGUUAUUGAUUAAUGUGGCUUUCUUUUUAUAUCUUUUGGGCAAGUUUGACAUUCUUUUAUGAUUAAAGGAUUACAAUGCAAGCAAGAAGUUAGAAAAAGAUUUUUUUUUAAAUGAGUAUGAAUGUUUUACCUCCAAGAAUGUCUAUGCAUAAUGUGCAUGGCUGGUACGCAGAGGGCCAGAAGAAGGCAUCAGAUUCCAUGGUACUAGAUUUCUGGUAGCCACCACGUGGCUGCUGGAAAUUGAACCGGGCUCCUCUGGAAGAGGAGUUAGCUUUCCUAACUGCUGAGCCAUCUCUCCAGCCCCAUAGGUACAUCCUGAUAUGUUAUACAGCGCUUUUACUCUAUAGGUCAGCGGUGCUUGUUUUGUUUCGCUCGUUGUUUUUUCUGUUUAAUAGAUGAACUAAGCCAGAUAAAUAAGGUCUUGACUUAGCAGAUUGUGUCAUUCUCCACCCCUAUCCCCCACUGCUUUUUCGAUUUUUAAAGGGUGUGCAUUUUGUGGUUUGUUUGUUUGGGGUUUUUGUUUAUUUUUGAAACAGGGUUUUACGUAACUCUCAUGUCCAAUCUUCAGGUGCUAUAAUUAAUGAGAGGGCAAAGUGCUCUUAAAGUGGUAGUUGCAAUACUAGAAAGGCCAUUUCCUCCUCCUUCUUCCUUCUGUGUGUGUGUGUGUGUUUUUUUUUUUUUUUUAAUUUGUUGUUAUUUGUUUUUGAGAUAGGGAAUGGAUUUUUACCAUUUUGCCUGGCUGGCUUGGAACUUGCUAAGUUUCCCUUGAACUCACAAAAAUCUCCCUUCCUCUGUCUCCUUCUACCGUGUGGGUCCUGGAGAUAGAACUCAGGUCAUUGGGCUUGGCGGUAAGCACCUCUGCCUGCUUGGCCAUCUCACCAGCCCUAUUCCUUGAGUCCUAGAUCCUGCCCUAGUUUCAUUAAGAUCUUUUUAGUGGGUCCCGGUAGUGCAUGCCUUUAGUCCUAGCACUGUGGAGGCAGGACAGGCAGAGCCACAUAGGGAGUUCCAGGCCAGCCAAGGCUACAUGGUGCGAUCCUAUCUCACAGAAAAACAACAAAAAUUCAACAAUGAGAAGACAGAGAGAAAAUUAAUAUAGUUUUCCCCCUAAGGACUUUGCUGUUUUAAAGUAAUUUUCGGGCUGGAGACAUGGCUCAGUGGUUAAGAGCACUGACUGCUCUUCCAGAGGACCUGAGCGUUCAAUUCCCAGCAACCACAUGGUGGCUCACAAUCAUCUGUAAUGGGAUCCGAUGCCCUCUUCUGGUGUAUCUGAAGACAGCUAGUGUGUACUCAAAUAAAUAAAAAAUAAAAAAAUAAAAUAAAUAAAUUUUCACCGAUUUCGUCAUAUGCUUUGCCAUUUUUCAGGUAUGAUGCACCGCUUUGCUUCUUGUAUUUUUUGUGUGAAGGCAGAGUCUCACUGUAUAGUAUGGCUCAAGUUGGUUUCAAACUUUCCAUCCUCCUGCCUCCACCUUUCAGGUGUCAAGUGCCAGGAUUAUAAGAUGUGCCUCUUCUGUUUUUAUGUACUGUCUCUGUGUGGAUGCUUACUUUCUGUCUGUAGCUUAACUUUGAAUGAGAUGUAUUCUCUGAAGCUCCUGGUAGAAGACGGUAGGAGGGUCAUUAGUUGUACUUUAGUAGCAAGAUAAUUUCCUGGCUUUCUCUGCUUGAGGACUCCAUCCAGAAGAGUGGGUAGCCUCACCCCGUCUCCCCUGCUUUCCAGUACUUUCAGUGAUGUAAGUGCUGACUCCAUUGGGGGUGCCUCUGCUUUGCCAUUAGUUUAUAGCUUUCCUGCACAGUUCAGAUUAAGAAAUUACAGAGCAAUCAUAACUGGAUCAUUUGUAGAAAGGUAGUCUUUCUGGGACUAUCUAAGCUACUCUCGAUAUACCCUGAUGACAUGUUUAUACAUCCUUUCUCUUUUUCUAUCUGAGAGUCCCCUACUCCAUUUCAGUUCCAGACGUGACUUUUAAGAUAGGACACUUCCUUUUUGAAAGUGAAAUGUGAUGUUUCCCCAUAGAUUUCCUUAUACUUAUUGACAUUCUCCAGCGUUCAGAUAUGAGUUCUUGUAUAGAUUUUGCAAGCCUGAAUAAUCAGGGCCAUAUUUACUUACAAUGUGGCAUUUUCUGGGGGGUGGGGGGGAGGUUAAUUGCUCAAUCUUAGUACUUUUCUUGUUGAUAUGUAUAGUAUCUUGGAAAAAGAUGAAGAAAUUGGGACUAAAUUGCUGUUUUGUUUCUACCAAAACUUAAAAGGUUAGCUUUCAAAAUUAAUAAAGGAUUUCUAAAUAACCCAUUGGUCAAAGAAGUCACAAAGGAAAUUUGAAUUUUGAACAAAACGGUAGUUAAUAAUAUAUAUCAAAACGGGUAUGAUUGAUUUAAGCAAUGCUUAGAAAAAUUUAAAACUUUAAUGACCCACUAGAACAGAAGAGAAGCAUCAGUAACCUGAGCAUUUAUCUAAAACUGUUAGAAAAUUAAACGCAAAGAGACUAGAAGGAAAUAAGAAAUAAAAACAGGAGAUAAUGAACUAAAACGGAAAUUUAGUCAGUAGGGAGGCAUCACGGGUUCUUAAGAAAGGUAGUGACAUGAUCGUGUUUGUUUUCCAGAAAGAGACCUCUGGCAGCAGUUUGGAGAAUAGAUAGAGGAAAAAGGCUAAUCUGAGAAGCCAGUAAGGGCUUCUCAAUCACUAGUUCAGAUGAAUAAUUAGAAGCUCAGAGGACUGGAAGUGAAGUUUCUGCCACUGCCUUUUACAAAGCACAGCCUGUCAUUCAGUUCAUGUGUGAAGUUCUUGACAUUCACAACAUCGAUGAGCAACCCAGACCCCUGACCGAUUCUCAUCGGGUAAAAUUCACUAAGGAGAUAAAAGGUCUGAAGGUUGAAGUGACUCAUUGUGGAACAAUGAGACGGAAAUACCGUGUCUGUAAUGUAACAAGAAGGCCUGCCAGCCACCAAACAUUUCCUUUACAGCUAGAAAAUGGCCAAACUGUGGAGAGAACUGUAGCUCAGUAUUUCCGAGAAAAGUACACACUUCAGCUGAAGUACCCACACCUUCCCUGUCUGCAAGUGGGGCAGGAGCAGAAGCAUACAUACCUGCCACUAGAAGUCUGUAAUAUUGUGGCUGGACAGAGGUGUAUCAAGAAACUAACAGACAAUCAGACUUCUACUAUGAUUAAGGCAACAGCAAGAUCUGCACCAGAUAGACAAGAGGAAAUUAGCAGAUUGGUAAGAAGUGCAAAUUAUGAAACAGAUCCAUUUGUUCAGGAGUUUCAGUUUAAAGUGCGGGAUGAGAUGGCCCAUGUGACCGGUCGAGUACUGCCAGCACCUAUGCUCCAGUAUGGAGGACGGAACCGGACAGUAGCAACACCAAGCCACGGAGUAUGGGACAUGAGAGGAAAACAGUUCCACACAGGAGUUGAAAUCAAAAUGUGGGCUAUCGCUUGCUUUGCCACACAGAGGCAGUGCAGAGAAGAAAUACUGAAAGGAUUCACAGACCAGCUUCGGAAGAUCUCCAAGGAUGCAGGGAUGCCCAUCCAGGGUCAGCCAUGUUUCUGCAAAUACGCACAGGGGGCAGACAGCGUGGAGCCCAUGUUCCGGCAUCUCAAGAAUACCUACUCAGGACUGCAGCUCAUUAUCGUCAUCCUGCCUGGGAAGACGCCGGUAUAUGCGGAGGUGAAGCGUGUAGGAGACACACUUUUGGGUAUGGCCACACAGUGUGUGCAAGUCAAGAAUGUAAUAAAAACAUCUCCUCAAACUCUUUCAAACUUGUGCCUAAAGAUCAAUGUUAAACUUGGAGGAAUCAAUAAUAUUCUUGUACCUCAUCAAAGACCUUCUGUGUUCCAGCAACCAGUGAUCUUCCUGGGCGCAGAUGUCACACACCCGCCUGCUGGUGACGGGAAGAAGCCUUCCAUUGCUGCUGUUGUAGGCAGUAUGGAUGCCCAUCCAAGCAGAUACUGUGCCACAGUGAGAGUUCAGAGACCCCGACAGGAAAUCAUCCAGGACUUGGCCUCCAUGGUCCGGGAACUGCUCAUCCAAUUUUACAAGUCAACCCGAUUCAAACCUACUCGGAUCAUCUUUUAUCGGGAUGGUGUUUCCGAAGGACAGUUUAGACAGGUAUUAUAUUAUGAGCUCCUGGCAAUUCGAGAAGCCUGUAUCAGUUUGGAAAAAGACUAUCAACCUGGAAUAACCUACAUUGUCGUUCAGAAGAGACAUCAUACGCGAUUGUUCUGUGCUGAUAGAACAGAAAGGGUGGGAAGAAGCGGCAACAUCCCAGCUGGAACCACAGUGGAUACAGACAUCACUCACCCGUAUGAAUUCGACUUUUAUCUCUGCAGCCAUGCUGGAAUACAGGGAACCAGCCGUCCUUCUCACUAUCACGUUCUGUGGGAUGACAACUGCUUCACUGCGGAUGAACUGCAGCUGCUGACCUACCAGCUCUGCCACACCUACGUGCGCUGUACCAGGUCCGUGUCGAUCCCUGCACCAGCGUACUAUGCUCACCUGGUGGCGUUCAGAGCCAGGUACCAUCUGGUGGACAAGGAGCAUGACAGUGCUGAAGGAAGCCAUGUGUCAGGACAGAGCAAUGGACGAGAUCCACAAGCUCUUGCCAAGGCUGUCCAGAUUCACCAAGAUACCUUACGCACAAUGUACUUCGCUUAGCAAGUCCAAGUGAUCUCCGAGAGGAAGAGCUGGAGCUCGUAUGUUUCCAGUGGACUCAGUUCACUGGGGAGGCCUCCAGCCGCACAGAAGCCAAUACUAUGUAGGGGUCUGGACCUUACGUUGAUCCGAGGAAAAAUGUUUACUCUGUCAAAGAACACAGCACUGUUGUAUACCAGGGAGCCAGCCCGCUGCUUUUUUGCAGUGUCCUGUAGAAGAAGCAUCACGGUUGUUCGUUCUCACUUCUUACAGUCUAACCCCAUUAAUACCUUUACCUCAAGUUGCUUAGCGGCACAACCGUCUCUGCAAAAAAAGUAAAGAAAAAGUAAAUGAUGGUUUAAAAACACACACUUACACAAAUAAUGAUUGCUCACUUACAUGCAAAAAAAAGCAAUGUGCAUCUAUUCUUGUAAAGGAGUGUGUAUUUUCAUCACCCACACGUUACUUCAUGUGCGUAUGUAUCUAGAUCACGGAUAUGUACCUGUGUGUGUUCUAUCAUUCAUUCCCCUGGGGAACUGUCUUUCCUUGUGUCCUUCAGCAUCUGUUCUUUUGUCCCUGUAGCUACAAAUGACAUUCGUAUGUUCAUGCAUAUGGCUCGUUUGAAGGAAGGCUUGGCAAACUAGACCUCUGGUUUUAUGUACCCUCCUCCUAGCUCCUGUCUCACACCCAGGAGUCCUCCACUCCCGACACCAUGUUUGUGAGCGUCUGCUCCUUCCUGCUCUGGACUUAGCCCCAUGCGCACUGUGUUCAGCAUAGUGGUGACCCAGGGUUCUUCCUGUAGUGAGUUUGUAAAGCCACUGCACAUACGAAAUCUUGUCAGACCUUUCUGACCAGAGCAAAUGUUCCAAAGCCUUCUGUUGUAUGAGUUAUACCUGGAAAUCCCUUCAAGCUUUUAUAAAGGGAAAGAUUUUAGAAAUCUGAAACUCUGUAGGAUGGAAAAAGGAAGGAAUUGGGGUUGUUUUUGUUUUGUUUUUGCUAGUUUACUUACUGCCCUCAAACCUUAAUGUGAUUUCAUUCAUAUAUAUAUGUAUGUAUGUAUGUAUACACAUAAUAUAUGUUGAAGUAUAGCUCCCUUUGCCUUUAUAUUCAUUAGAAUAGUGCUUUAAUAAUUAUAAACUGUAUUGGCUACACUUUUUAUAGAACUAGAAUCAUAUUUAAGAACUGAGACAGUUUUUGCUCUCUUUUAGUGCAAUAAGCAGUUUUACAGGAAAGUCGUGUCUGUCGUCCUCACCAUGGCUAGCAGGAAGAACAGACAUCUGUCAUUUAAAGGGGGCAAAGUAAUACAGCCUUAAUUUCAGAAGGAGAGUUUCCUUAGUUUCAUAAAUUCAGUUUUAAAGCAAUUCCUUAAAACAGUUGUAGCCAAAGGAGUUAAACCCAUUAAAGGAGCCUCAGAUAAGAGAUCAGAGACGUAGUUGAACCUCCGUGUUUAAAAAUAACAGUGAACAGCUUAAGAUUUAAAUAUUUUUAAAUUAUCUGAAAAUAUAUCUUACUUGUUGAACUGUGCUUCUUUGACUAAAAGGAGUCAAAUACUGGAUGGUUUUUUUCUAUCUUUUUACCAGUGUAACUUUCUCUUUAAAAGUAAGAUGGCAAUGAUGAAGGAAAUUAAUACUUUGAUCAUUUAAAAUUAGUAAAUUUCUAAAAUACAGUGAAAACUCUUUAAAAACUUAGUUUUCUUCACUUCUUUAAUCAGUAACUUUAGUCACUAACUUUAAGCUAUCAAAGCUUAGUUUCUCCGUAACGUCAGGUUCGGGAACUCUGCAGUUUGUAACUCAUGACAAUUGUGUGUGAAUCUUCUCUGUUCUUGUCCCCACACCGGCUCUGCGGACAAGCACUACAGAUGUUUGUGGUGGGCGCUGUCAGCCUCUCAGAACUCCAUCUGCCAUGAGCAGGCACGUAUUUAGGUCUUCGUUUGCUCUCUUACUGUUAGUCCACGUUUAUGCCAAUUUACUGUAUUUUGAAUCUAAAAUCUGAGCCCAUGUCCUACAGGCAUGAAUUCUUCUGUCCCUUUGCCAGAACACUAAAGAAAGUACUGUAUUUUAUAUGUUCGUUGCUUUGAAGUAACUAAAAUGCAAUUCUCAAUACUGUUUCAAAGCACUUUACAAAGGAUAUUUAUGUACUUUAUACAGUUUUUUUCCUUCCAAAAUAUUCCCAUCUCAACCCUAGCAAAAGAAAUCUCCUUCUAACAUAUUUCGGGUUGGUUUGUUUGCUUGUUUGCUUUGGAGACAAAGUCUCUCUCUAUUGUCCAUGCUGGCCCCCAACCCUGGGCUCCAGAAGUAUUCUCAACCUCCCUGGUAGUUAGGACCACUGCGCUCCUAUCAUCAUGCCUGGCUGUUGGGGAACAUGGCCAAGAGAAUAGAAUGGGAUAGCCUCCCUAUCAAAAGUCUGACUGGAUUGUGUUUGCUUAGUAUAACUAGAACACCUUCUUUGGCCCCUGCACAUGUUCACGUGAGGAGCUUUGGGGAGUGGCAUGGGCACCCUGUUCCUUUCCUGACCUUUGAUCUCACACAUGCCAGAGUGAAACCCUUACUUUAGCUCUUAUUUGAAAGGAUUUUUUUAAAGAAGAAUUUUUUUUUCUAAAAUAAGGUUCUAUCUUUUAAAUGGCUCCUUUUUUAGAAUGCAUUUACAUUAUUGUCUUGCUAGUUUAAGAUAAUUAACUAUACAUAAAGACUAUGUAUAGUGUGUUUCUAUUUUGCCUACUAAUAAAUUGGUAUACCAAGCAAUGCCAACAAAGUUUGUGCUUAGGAUUUUAAGAUAAAAAGGCCUAUAGAAAUACUUCUUGAAAUUUAUACUAUUUUUCCAUUUCUGGGUAGAACUCCUAAUCUCUUUCCUAAGUUCCUUUCAGUUUAAACAUCAUGAAGCCAUAGUAAUGUUUCUCUUCUGCCGCAUUCUUGCUCCCAGCUGAUGGAUGUUGUCGGGGUUUGUUUUCUUUGUUUGUUUGUUUUUUUAUAAAAGGCAUGGCUUAGAAGAGUGACUGAAACGUCAAUCUGAGCAACUUGUAGAAAUUGAUUCUCAUGUGAAGAGUUGCGAGUUUAGUGUAUAUUCUUGAUGGCAAAUGUGUGUGUAGAGUGUGCGUGUUACAUGUCUGUAUUCCGGUAUCUAAGCCCUGGCACUGAGACCGUAUAUUAAUAAUUCUGUGGCUGCUAUAUUUAUUAAUGCAGGUCUGACAUUUACUGCACUAAACAGUAAGGAGAUAAGCAAGAUGCCAGGCUAGUGUCAGACACUUUUUGUUUCUCAGAUAAGUCUAGGGACAUAAAAUAUGAAGGUAACAAAUAACAAGUACUUGAAACGGUGCUGAUUCCAGUUCAGUGACAGAACGCCUUUGCUUUAGAAACGUAGUUUUCUUUUACAUUGAUAGUCCACGUGAGGGCACUAAAGUCUUCUCGGUUCUGGGUUCUGGCACAUUUCCACAGAAAUAUGGAAACCUUUUGUUUUAUUAAUAAUUAUUUUUUAACACGUUUUCCAGGAAAAAUAGUCUGGAAAUACAUAGUAAAUGACCUAUUAGUUUAUUUUUGUUCCUAAAGAGAAUCUAGAAGGGACCCCAGUAAGAACGUUCUGUGUGUUUGGGAAGGCAUUUGGUUGAAGACACUCCUCACCUUCAAAAAACCCAAGGACUUGUCCAAGCCAGGCCCUCUCUGGUUCCCAUAGCCCAGUAGUGACUUUCACAGUAUCUUGUGGAACUUAGGGUGGCGAGCUUGAUGUGUGUCUUGGAAUAAGAAACCAGCUGCUCUUGAGUAAGAAUAGCUUCCAGAUCUCAGUAACAGGCAGCGUGAGCACUUGGAGAGCAGCCAUAGAAGCGAAGCCCAGGGAGAUGAAUAUCAUAACACGUGGUGGGGCUUUUCACUUGCUUAAUUCUCAAGAAAAUCAAGGGCCUCGACACUUUGGGCAUUGGGAGAAUAGUUCCCUUUCUCUUUCAAACCUUCAUAGUAAUGUUUCUCCAAGAGGUUUAACUGACCUCUCUGCAUAAUUUUCACUGGCUGUCAUUAAACUGAGUUCUAUGUUCAAUUAAGCUGAGUAUAAGGUGCAACCCCAACCCUCAGGAGCAUCAGGAAUUCAAAGCCAGCCUCAGCAACAGGAGGCCAUGGCUAAAACACAGACGUCCUGUGUUCCUCCUCCCUAGGCACUCAGCGGUUCCGUGUAGCUUACCCGUCCCUUUCAAGUUGUGUGGGUUCCUCAAAGACGGACAGGAUACAUAGGAAUACUGUGUCCCCAACUGCCAAACCCCCUGCUCCCAAAAAAAAGAAAAACACCAGACAAAUCAGAAAGAGAAUCGUCUCCAAAACAUAUUGGCAACAUUGAAUGUGAUGCUGUGAUUAAUUAGACCCAGGCGAUAGCGAUUAGAUAGCGAUAAAUAAAAUACAUCGCGAGAGAAAAAGGAUUAUAAUAACAGCACAUUUUAUGUUUCUAAUUCUCCCUGUAAGUCUGCAACUUUAAAAUGAAUAAAGGCUUCUGUUGAUAUUAUCCAUGGCCAGAUGAAAUUUACCUCACCCCUCCAAAGGAGUGCCUAGAGUUUUCUUCAGAAUCUUUUGUUCUCAAAGCACAGAAGUUAACGACAUUAGCUUGAAUAAAAGGAUGGUGAACCUCAGUGUGGUGGGUUCAAUUCCCGGUAGAAGACCAUGUUAAAGUUAUAGGUAGCGAACUGAUGACAAAUUAGGAUCUUCUCGAGUCACCCAGCCAGCCAGUGGGCCCCCUUCCUUGUUUGAAAUCUAUGUCUAAGGUCACCAGAAUCUGCUACUGUUUUCCAUUAGAGUCUCAGUAAAGAGGUUUUCCAGGUAGACACUGGGUUUUAAGUCGUUUUUUAAAGCAAAGUGGUUCUUAGAAAGUGCCUUUUCUGAAGAUGGUGCUGUAGAUUUUUACUUUUCAAACAACGUAAAGCUAAAAAUUUUUAUGAUAAUUUAGAAUACCAAGAGUAUGCCAGUUUCAUAUAAAUAGUGUCGUUUGUCCUGAAUUUGGUCAGGAGAACCAAGGGACUUGUGUGUAGUAACAUGUCUCUCAGUUAAUGCUCACCAAAUCGAUUUUGUAAAUUUGAAAAUAUAAUUUUUAAUUCUCAGUUAUGUUUAAAGUGUUUAUAAUAUACAUAAGAUAGGAGAUAUAGUAGUAAGCACCCCGUGGCAAAGGUACCAUGGCAGGAACUGUAUUAUGAGGAGCUUUUCCGUUUUCAGCACGUUACCUCCUGACCUAACCUUUCCUUCUGACUCAACGUUAAGGACAGUACAUACAAGGGAAGAGCUGCGUCACUGAGACCAGUUCAAGAGAGCAAGCAACAUGAGAGCUCAGUCCUUAGGGAACUGUUGGGUUUUAGACAGUAAUGACUAUUUUACAUGAUUCCUGCUUUUUUAGGUCAGAAGGACUGUAGAAAAUGACAGGAAGAGGGCAUGGUCAAUUAUUUUUCAAUAGAUCAUAGUCUGAGGAUAUAUAACUACUCACUGGAAGGGUACUUAGCGAAUACAAAGCCCCGAUUUCGCCCCUAGCCCUAGGGAGGAAAACGUGUAAAUGUGGGCUGUGAGAAUAAGCAAAGUGAGACCAUUUAAGCCCACUAGGAACUCAGUCAUCUGUUGGGAAGCUAGCAGCCUUUUCUUACAACUAAAUGGUCAAUUAACCAAUUCCUCUUGUGAAUUUAGUGACCAUUCCUCCAGACAAUAACUAUGCUAAAAACACACAGAAACCACCACCCCUCAGUAACCUUGUCUGCAGCGUAAUGUAAGAAUGUCAGUAAAAUUACACUGGUUAUCUGGGGUGAGCUGUGUCUGUUCGCACAUUAAACUUUUUCAUUUUUAUAAGGUCUUAAUAGAAAUUAUUAGCUUAUUUUUAAGAUUAAUUUUUCUAUAGUGAUGUUCAUAUUUAUUGGCAAUUCGUGUGCAACUUUUGCAUUUUGCCCAGAUGUUAGAUUUAAGGUAUUUUAUUUUUAUAAAUAUAUCUAGCUUUUCUCUUUCUUUGUGAUAUUAGCAGAAAUUGAGAUAGUGUUAAUAUAUCAGCCAAACUACUAAUUCUAUAGAGUUUGGAUUUUUACCAAUAAACCGUUAACCCGAUUUUCUACUUUAGAAUAUUUAGUACUUUAUAUAAUGGGCAUUAAAGACAGUCCCUAGGUGGGUUUCUACAUGUGGAUAGGAGGGAGGGCCUCUGUAAGCUAGGUUCAUUUUCCUCCUCCAUUUGAUAGCAAACAAACAUUAACAAAUUGGCUUUAUUUUACCUGAUUCCAUCUUGGAGGAUGUUGUCAAAUAAAUGAUCUUUGGUUUCUUUUGUUAGCUUGAGGCACAUUGCUCAAGAUUGUGAUUCAUGGGGUUGGGGAUUUAGCUCAGUGGUAGAGCGCUUGCCUAGCAAGCGCAAGGCCCUGGGUUCGGUCCCAAGCUCCAAAAAAAAAAAAAAAAAAAAAAGAUUGUGAUUCAUUUUUAUAGUCGGGAAGACAAAUAGAAAAGGAUAUACAAGUUAUUGAUAAUUGAUUCCCAAGUGAGAUUUUCCUUCCAUAAUUAUUUGGAAGAUUUGCUACCCUGAACUCCCCUAGAAGAGUUUCAAAGUUGGUUCAACCCUGAGUAUUGGUGAAGAAAAAAGAGUGUAGGUGUCUGGGAAGAACAAAGACAGAAUGAUAAAAGCAUUUCAUCUGAUUAAAAUUGACCUCAGAAGGCCCGAAGUGCAUGGCUUUAAUAGCAGUACUCAAGCAGAGGCAGGCUGACCUCUGCAAAUUCCAGGCCAGCCUCGGCUACUUAGUGAGGUCCAGGUCAUCCAGGGCCUCAUAGUGAGAGCUUAUCACCAAGUAUACAAAAGUUAAGUAGUAACAUGAACUAAUUGAAAAGCAAUAAAAGUGUGAUUAUAGAAUAUUAAUUUCAAGGAUAUAAAAUCACUGAAGUUUUUUUAGUAGUUCAAUCUCCCUUUAUAUUGGCACAUUAAUUCCUUUAAGUAUAUGAAAAAGAUAUAUUAUUCCCUAAAGAAGAUAAAAUCUGUCCAUUAUAUUUCUACACUCCUACUUUGCUUGCUAAGGAAUUCUUCUUUCCUGUGAGAAAUGAAAAGAGAAACUCUAUCCUUUCUUGAAUUUUUAAAUGUCAAAUCGUUGGGGCUCCAUGCACUUCACUUCCCUCGCUGUACUCCUUUCUCCACUGAGAGGGGGGAAUUGGGAAGGUUUUAGGGACUUGCAAACCAGAAGAUAUUUUUUAGAGUAAGUAAAAAGGCACUGUGAAAUGAGUCAGCGUGUGAUCCCAUGUAGACGUUAGCUAAGUCAUUUCUCUCUGCAUUCUUCUAGUUACAUCCCUUGCUUUCUAACCUACCUUCUGCGCUCACGCCCUCCUUCACCCGCCAAGUGCUCACUGAAUGUCAGUGCACUGAUCGGACAAGCUCGUUAGCCAUUCAGGAGAGUCUGUUUCAAGUAGCUCUUUUCUUCCCCCUGCAAGUAUAGCUAGGUCCCCUUAAUCACUGUAUCUUCCAUUUUAUUGUAUGUCUCCAUUAUUCUAGGUAGAUGGGCACAUCACUCUUUUACACUAAUGUGUUUGACGCUGUCUGAAAUCCAGUUUCUUUUCUGAAAGCUUUUGGGUUCCUGAGCUUCCAUGGGAGGCUCCACACACCCAGACACCCAACUGGCCUCUGUGCCACAUCAGCGAUGAAAUUGCAUCUGGCUUGUUUAAGUUCAUAGCGUACCUCUUCAGGACCAAGUAUCUGUGCAGGGAGGUGUAGGCCAUACCUUCAAUAACAGUCCUGUGAGUAAAAGAGAUGUGCACAUUGCCCAGAAGACCUCCCUGUAUGUUUUACUCUUCCGUGUGCACAUCUGUAUCAGAGGCUGUGUCAGUGGCUGGGAGUGAAGCUCAUGCAGAAGAAGCCUUGCAUGGUUGAAGCCCUGAGUUCAGUCCCUAGUGCCUCACAAACUGGGCUUGGCGGUGUACAUUCCUGUAACCAAGCCCAGCUUUGAUUACGUACUGAGUUGGAGGCCAUCCUAGGAAACUUGUACCUGCUGCAUCAGACACUUACUAAGGAAAUCAGUCUGCUACUUCAUGCCCAAAGUUUUCAGCUUCAUGACUUUUGUUUGGGGGUGAGGGGGGGACAAGCAAAACUUCCUGGACUUGGCCAUUUGAUAAUCUUCAGCUCAAAGAAGGAAUGGUUCCAAUCUGUUGUGUAUGUGACUCUACCUUUAUUAAAGGAGGGAUUUAUAAAGACAUUGACCAGUGAGGCUGUGAGAGCAGGCAGGAAAGGGAAAUGGGGAGAUAGAUUCUUUGCUGGGAUCCUAGAAACCCUGGAUUAGCAUUUUCUGUGUUCACAGUUAAAGGAGCAUUUGUUGGCUGUUUAGCACAGCUGUCAAGGAAAGGUUUAUCAUGGAGAUGUGUAUUAGAGCCGUGCUUCCUUGACAGAUUUACAUCUUAAAAGUCACCUCUGCAUUAUAGUGAGGAGGUCACAUGAAGUUGUUAGCCUUAAGUAGAAGCCUGGCAGACUGUAGCGUACUGGUGGGUCUCUCCUUAGAAAACCCCAAUCUGGGCCUUGUCAGACUUGCCUGUGCAGACUCGGGGGGAACCCUGGUGGGUUAAAAAGAAGGAAGAAUCUUGGUGUAAAGGGUUCCACCCGGUUACUACAUCCAGUUUGGUCCCCAGGAGUUAGUAAGAGGAAGUUUUGGUUUUCAUAGCGGUACACUAGAUCUCUGGUGAUGACUCAGUGCAAACACCUCUCCUUUCAGUCAGGGAAUGAUUCCUUGUUGGUGAGAUGAGGGCCUUGCAAGCCCACGUGUGUACUUAAGUAUAGGCUAGGGGUGUACUUCAAGUGGUAAAGCACACGCUUUGCAAGCACAAACUUGCACCGCCCCCCCCCCCCCCCCCCCAUGAAACAACCACCUAGUAGAGCGAGCAGGAACUCCAGGACUCUUUUGUCUGAAACUUUCCCAGGUGCCUUUUUAGCCCAGGGCACCAUUUUUUCUUUUCUUUAAACAAAAAGGUUUCCGGGCAGUUUACAGUCACUCUACUGUGGGUGAAUAUAGUCUUUAGAAUAGUUGGGGAAGAAGGGCGUUUGCCGGACGUUCCUGCUGGAUGAGAAGACUAUUUUUAGCCAGGUACACACCUUUAAUCAAAACACACCGGGAGUCAGGGCAGUCUCUGACUUUGAGAACAGCCUAGUCUACAUUACAAGCUCCAGACCAAGAAAAAAAGUUUCUGACUUAUUUUAGUACAUGGCUUCAUAAGUAUAUUUUUUUUAAAAAUCGGUUGAAUGGAUUAAUACUUAGACAACUUCUAGUUUACAUAUUUCUUGCUUUCUUAAACUAUCUAUUCUUCUUACAUAUUUAACUAAAGUUGUUAUAUAAAUAUAUUUAUCACAUCUGACUUACUGGUAUGUAAAAAAAUAUUAUACAAAAAUCCCUUUUUAGGGCCAAGAGAGAGAUGUUCAACUGUUAAGAGCACUUACUGUUCGGUCAGAACCAGAAUUCAGUUCCCAGCACCCACAUUGGCAGCUCACUAAUGCCCCAGGGGUGCUAGGGUAGGGGGGGAUAGGGUCUGAUGCCCCCUCCUGGCCUCAGUGGGCACAUAUAAAAGUAAAAUAACAUAAACGUAUAUGCACCAGGCAUGCUGGUCAUACAUUUGAGUUUCUGGUCAGCCUGGGCAAUAUAAGACCCUGUCUUCUAGAAAAAUAAAAAAUGUGGGACUGGAGAGAUGGCUCAGUGGUUAAGAGCACUGGUUGCUCUUCCAGAGGUUCUGAGUUCAAUUCCUGGUGGCUCACAACCAUCUGUAAUGGAAUCCGAUGCCCUCUUCUGGUGUGUCUGAAAACAACUGCAUAAUACUCAUAUAAAUAAAAUAAAUCUUUAAAAAAAAAAUCUCUACUCAGGCCUGAGGUGUAACCAAUGUGGCUUUAAAAGAACACAACUGGGGGUUGGGGAUUUAGCUCAGUGGUAGAGCGCUUGCCUAGCAAGCGCAAGGCCCUGGGUUCGGUCCCCAGCUCCGAAAAAAAGAAAAGAAAAAAAAAAAGAACACAACUGAAAGAGGACUAUUAAGAAAUUAGUUAAGGGGGGCUGGGGAUUUAGCUCAGUGGUAGAGCGCUUACCUAGGAAGCGCAAGGCCCUGGGUUCGGUCCCCAGCUCCGAAAAAAAGAACCAAAAAAAAAAAAAAAAAAAAAAAAAGAAAUUAGUUAAGGGCUGGAGAGAUGCCUCAGCAGUUAAGAACACUGACUUCUCUUCCAGAGGUCCUGAGUUCAAUUCCCAGCAACCACAUGGUAGCUCACAGCCAUCUGUAAUGAGAUCUGAUGCCCUCUUCUGGUGUGUCUGAAGAAUACUUAUAUGUAAUAAAUCUUUAAAAAAGAAAUUAGUUAUACCUUUGAGAGUAGAAAGGUCUGUAAGGCAUAUGCCAGAGACUUGGUGAUGCUCACACAGGCUGUGCCAUUCAUCUGUUCUAUGACCUCUGGCAUUUUCUUCCCACUCUCCGCCUGUCUCCCUGUAGUGAUGGUACCUGCCCUCACCUACCUCACCAAGUCCCCCUGUGAAUCGGUUUGUUUGUGAAUAACACUUGACUUCCCCAAAGGAAGAGCUAUUCAGAAGUUCAGAGUGGUAGGGAAGGUUCUGAGGGCUCCUUUCCAAUUGGCCUCUGUGAAAGUGUCUUUGUUACGGCAGACUGUUUUCAUGGGCCACGCAUGAGAACCAUGGAGGCAUCAUGAUGUGGUGUGUCCCCACUCUUCCCCACCAGAGGUCAGCGUACGGGCACACUUUUUUCUUUGUAAUAACCGCUGGCAAAAAUGUAAGUUUUGAAAACUAAAUUCCUUUCAGUGGUGCUAAAGUAGUUGCAGCUACACUUUGAGUUAGUGGGGAGGCCAUCAGGCUCCCAGAUUUUAACCUGCCCUGUUGUCUCCAGGUGCCUGUGUUUCCUGUCCACCUCAGCUGCUGUUCUGCCGGGCCUUACCCGCUGCUUCUUGGCAGACAUUCGGUCCCUUUCCCUUGGAGAGGUGGGUAGGCUCUAAGAGCAAAGUGUCCAGACUUCGCUCGUCAUUUACAGAAUUGAACUUGGCUUUACUUUAAAAACUCCAAUUAUGAUUUAUCAGUAAAAGUUAAAACAUAAGCCAGACUCCUGUAGUCCCAGCAUGCAGGAGGCUGCAGCAGACGGAGCACAAGGUUGGAGCAAGGCUACUUAGUGAGAUCCUCUCUCAGAAGUCAGAGACUGGCUGCAGGUGAUAGUGGAUGUAUGUAAGUGCAGGCAGGGCCUUACAUUUCAAUAGAAAAUCCAUUUUCCUGUAAGGUAGAACCCCUGUUUCUAGGAAGGGCAUAUCACCACAAGUAUAAACAAUUCCUUUUAUAACAGACGAGUUCGUUGCUUUUGUUUUUAUUUUUAAAGAAAAAUGAAUGUAGGUUAAGUAUACAGGGUAUGGAUAAAUUCAAUGUUUGUUCUCUCUACUAAUGGUGACCUCCCAUUCUUGCAAGCAUUUGGGCCUUUCCAACUCCUUGCUAACAAAUACGAUAUCUGUUGUUAGUUUAAUGGAACAAUUAGAAUUACAAGGUAAGAAGUUGAGGAACUUUAUGCUUAAAAAAAAAAAAAAAAAGCCCGAAGUGUGGUGACUCACAUUUGUAGUCCCAACACUUGAAGGCAGGACGGGAGGAUCAUCCAGGCCAGUCACAGCUAUGGAACAAGACCUGUCUCAAAAGAAAGGCAUCGUGGGGCUGGGGAUUUAGCUCAGUGGUAGAGCGCUUACCUAGGAAGCGCAAGGCCCUGGGUUCGGUCCCCAGCUCCGAAAAAAAGAACCAAAAAAAAAAAAAAAAGAAAGAAAGGCAGCGUGCAUGCGCAGUGCAAUAGCUGACACGGAUUAUCAGAACACUGUUAACGGUUUUACUGUAGUGUGCAGCUUGAAUGUCUCUCUCCGUUAUGGACCCAUGAAAGUAUUACUGUAUCUUCUAAGUAUCAUUUUGUGAAUUAAUAUGUGGGUGCAUUUGUAGGCUGUGGAAAACAGUGCUGUUUGUAUGUGUGUAUAUAUAAAGACUUUAUAACACUGUAUGGAUUAAGUUUAAAUAGACAAAAUAAUAUGUUGUUUCUUUCAUGCUGGGAGGACUAAAAUGGCAGCACGACCAGUCCGUUGCAGCCCUGCCCCUCCCUCUAGCUUCCCACACAAAGUGUUGCUAACCACUCCUGCUUCAGACAGUUGCUGCUGCUUUUAAACCCUGAGUAGUGGAUGAAGAACUAACAUCAUUCUUAAAGGGACCUUUCUGAGGAGUGAACUGUAAACUCCAAGACAUGUGGGGAGGGUGGGGCCACCUGCAAAGUGUCCUCCUUGCGGAUGGCCUUUGAAAUUUACCUUGUAAUCACUUUGACCAUGUGUGCCUAUUUGUAAUACAGAUGUGAACUUCUAUUUCCGAGUCAACAGAAUGUUUUAAAACUGAAAUGUUACAUAAAUUCAGAGUAAUCAUUCCCACCCUCUCAUACUCCCAGCUCUUGCCAAAUAUUCCCACUGACACCAGAGGACAACGUGGGGCUCUGACCCCUUCCUUUCUCACCGUCCCUCCCGCUGUAGCUCUGUCACGUGCCUGAGCUCGCCUCAUAUUCUCUGUUGGCUUUUCCUGAGGAAGAAGAGUUUACUAUAGUACUUAGACCGCAGCGUUUCAUAAUGUUUGUCUACCUGCUGCCUUUUUACACCUUUGGCUAUGCGCUAACAUGGAGUAAGACAGAGGAGUGGGUCUGAUCUGUAAGUUACCAUGGGACCAGAAAUGAUGCACAAUGGUGCUUGGCUGCCAUGUUUAGGAAAAGGAAUGGGAACUCUGCUGGGGGUGAUUUAUGUGAUCUCGUGUCAUUAGAGUCACCAAAUGCUGAAUUCUAUCACUGUGUACUGGUGGCCAGGCUCUGAUCUGAUCUGUCAUGUUAACUCCUUAAAGAUAUGUAUGAUUAUGAGAAACAGAAAGCUAAUAAAGUUUUUAACCAAAA
Rattus norvegicus (Norway rat) is the source of this 21047-nucleotide messenger RNA. The record is from RefSeq and is a predicted model, not a curated record. Lineage: Eukaryota; Metazoa; Chordata; Mammalia; Rodentia; Muridae.